Messenger RNA from Gossypium arboreum, 948 nucleotides. RefSeq names its product TIR-only protein-like. The transcript is spliced from 2 exons. NCBI's taxonomy places the organism in Eukaryota, Viridiplantae, Streptophyta, Magnoliopsida, Malvales, Malvaceae. The record is from RefSeq and is a predicted model, not a curated record. Bases 249 to 866 code for a protein of 205 amino acids. Gene Ontology annotation, biological process: signal transduction.
AUAUGAUGUCAAACAAAAACCCAUAGAAUUUAUACUACUCUUCGAUUGAAAAUCGAAAUUUAGCCCAUUCAACAAAUAUUUUAUCAGAUUAUUUGGUUUUGUUAUAAACCCUAUAAAUACCUUACAUCUCACCGACGUCUUUUGUCUCUCUCUAAUCUCUCACCAUUUAUACAUAUUUGAAUCAAAGCUAUUUUACCUUUGAAACAAACAUAUUAUUGUUAUCAUUUAUAUCAUUAACUCCUCCUCAAAUGCAGCAGAGCUGUUCUUCAUCUGCCAAGAACUUGUGCCGUAAACUCGUUCAAGUUCGAACCCGAAAUUCAAUCCAAGCAGCGGCAAAGACUCGACCCAUUUGCGACGUCUUUAUUAACCACCGAGGAAUCGAUACCAAAAGAACCAUUGCCGGUUUGCUUCAUGAUCAUUUAUUCAGGCUGGGUUUAAGACCUUUUUUGGAUAGUAGGAACAUGAAGCCUGGUGAUCGGUUAUUCGGGAAAAUAAAGCCGGCUAUUGGGGAUUGUAAACUAGGUGUAGCAAUCUUCUCGCCCAAUUAUUGCGAGUCCUACUUUUGCCUUCAAGAGCUCGCCCUUCUAAUGGAGAAUAAGAAAAGGGUUAUUCCAAUAUUUUGUGAUGUGAAACCUUCUCAGCUUCAGGUUAUGGAUUAUGGAAUACGUUCGGGUGAGCAACUGCAAAUGUUUAAAUGGGCUCUUGAGGAGGCCAAAUACACUGUCGGACUUACAUUUGACACUUCAAAAGGGGACUGGUCGGAGUUCUUGAAUUCUGCAACUGAAGCUGUCUUUAAGAACUUAGUGGAGCUGGAAGCUGAGAGUUCAAACAGGAGAAGUACAUAUAUUCUUCAGGGUCGUGAAUAAAUAUAGUAUAGAAGUAUGAAGAUACCUUCAUUCUUUAAGGCAUAACUCGAUGCCUUCAACCACAAUUUUUUUUUUUUUAUUC